Molecule: messenger RNA, 2710 nt
Organism: Bombus impatiens (common eastern bumble bee)
Lineage: Eukaryota; Metazoa; Arthropoda; Insecta; Hymenoptera; Apidae
Product: membralin
Exons: 13
Coding region: 364-2487 (707 amino acids)
Biological process (GO): response to endoplasmic reticulum stress; positive regulation of ERAD pathway
Cellular component (GO): endoplasmic reticulum
Source: RefSeq, a predicted model, not a curated record
GGUCACAUUUCAUAUUGUAAUAUUUGGGGACUAUUACAAUACAAGUUGUGGAAUAUCAAAACAUAUGAUGAUGAAGUGACAAUUUGACAAAAAUUAAAUUUGUUAAUAUUUGCAAGCGGUACUGUUAUAAAUCUAUUAUUAUCUGCAGUGACACGCAGGAGAACAAUAAAACUUUAGAAAUACAACGUUGUAAUACAACGUUCAGCUUAAAGAAGGAUAUUUAAGAAUUCACUUUGAUUUGGAAAUGUAUAUACACGACAUGUAUAAGCACUUUUUAAGAGAUUUCAUACAUAGAAGUAGUAUGAAACAGAAUUAUUAGCUAUUACAUCAUCCACUAAAUACAAAUAUUAUAUAAUAUUUAAAAUGCCACAAGUGGAUGGUGCUACAAUACCAAUAACGAAUAAUCAGAACGGUGCAGCUGUACAUAACAAUCAUAAUACAAGUAGUCCAACUCGACCAGUCUUAAAUAAUAACAGUAUGAAUACUGCUAGGAAUAAUAAUAAUCAAAACCCAUUAGUUAAUGUAAGGGAUAGAUUGUUCCAUGCAAUAUUUAUUAAAGCAGCAUUAACUUAUGCCAGAACAUUUCCACGGCCUGUCAGAAGAUUUAUAGAAUUUAUAGUUUUAUUGAAGGCUAUAGCAGCAUUUUUUGUGUUGGCUUACAUUCACAUAGUAUUUUCACGAGCACCAACUAAUUGUUUAGAACAUAUAAGAGAUGAUUGGCCUCGUGAUGGUAUAUUAAGAGUUGAGAUACUUAGAAAUGGAGGAGAAGAUUAUAGUAUAGAAAAGAGUUACGCAAAAGAGGAGAAACUACGACAAGAAAAAGUUGAUGACUUAACUAGUGCUUUAGGAAUAUUAACUAGAGAUGGAUUUAUCAAUAUCGAACCAUCUGCUGUUGAUGAAGAACGUGAUAUAAAUAAUGCAUCGAAUGAAGAAAAUCACGACAGUUUAACACUGUCUGAAAAAGAAAUAGUUAUUAGAAGUGCCACUGUGCCUGGAAAAACUCAAGAUCCAAAUUUAAGUAUUACUAACACUACAACAAGUCCUUCAUUAUCUACUAAACUGGAAUGGAAUGAAAUGAACAGAGAUACUAAAGAAGUUUUAGAUGAGAAGAUACUAUUAACAAAUACAGAAAAUAAUACUAUAGUGCAGGAUACAAAUAAGUCUAAUAAAGAAGACGUUAUUCAAUCGUUAAAAGAUCCAAAUUCUGAAGUUAGAGCAGGAGAUGGUUAUAUCGUAGAAUAUUCAUUGGAAUAUGGCUUCUUGAGAUUAUCACCUGUAGCACGGCAAAGAUUAAACAUUCCUGUAAAAAUCGUUACUUUGGAUCCUGUUAAUGACAAAUGCUUUGGCGAUGAUUUCUCCAGAUUAAUACUUGAUGAACUCUUAGGAUACGAUGACUUACUGAUGGCGAGUAUUAAGACAUUGGCAGAGCAUGAAGAUAAUCAAGGUUUUUUACGAAACGUGGUGACCGGAGAACAUUAUCGAUUUGUAAACAUGUGGAUGGCUAGAACUACGUAUCUUGCUGCAUUUUUUAUCAUGUUAGUUUUUACUAUCUCCAUUUCGAUGUUACUGCGGUAUUCGCAUCAUCAGAUCUUUGUCUUCAUUGUGGAUCUGCUUCAAAUGUUGGAGUUCAACUUAACGAUAACGUUUCCCGCUGCAUCUCUGCUCACGGUGCUUCUGGCUCUUGUUGGAAUGGAAGCGAUCAUGUCAGAAUUCUUUAACGAUACCACGACUGCGUUUUACAUCAUAUUGAUCGUUUGGAUCGCUGAUCAGUACGAUGCUAUUUGCUGUCACACACCGGUUACGAAAAGACACUGGUUACGAUUUUUUUACCUCUAUCACUUCUCCUUCUACGCAUAUCAUUACCGAUUUAAUGGGCAGUACAGCAGCUUGGCCCUUGUUACAUCUUGGCUUUUCAUACAGCACUCGAUGCUAUACUUCUUCCAUCACUACGAGCUGCCCGUGAUCCUACAGCAGGCUCAAUUACAGCAUCUCCUGUUCCGCAAUCAUGCACAGCCUGGCAUGGCUGACCCUUCACCGGAACAGCCUUCGCCUAAUCUAAAUCGGGCACUGACUAGCACAGAACCAACACCUGAAUCUUCACCGGCACGAGAGUCAGCAGGUGUCACAGAACCUGAACCGACACAAGAAACAUCAUCGAACUGUCCAUCGCCAGCUGAGUCGAAUUCGACCGCUUCCGUUGUUCAUUUGGAGAAACGAGUCGAAGUCACAAUAGUAACCCCUUCGUCCACCGAAGAACAAAAUAACAAAGCGACAGAGAAUCUCACGGAGUCAACAGCUUCGAACACUAGCGCGGAAGCGAGGACGCAACCGAAAAUAGAGGAAGUGGGAGUAUCUAGGAACGCUGCUUCCUCCUCGAAGAUCGGAGACAAUGGAUCAUCCACCGAUACCUCUACAUCGGAAGGGUUCGAGGUGAUCGAGGCUACAGAGACGACGCGUAAGGAAACGACAUCCUGUCAGGACAAGUAGAGAAACGUUAAAACGCCUCGAGCCAUGCCAGUUGCAUAGUCAGGAUAGUCCAGGAGAAGAGGUUGUCAUUUCAGCGCGGCAGCAUCUGCGAAUAGAUCGUCUUGGAACCGAAGACCUCGAGGUUUGCUGACAAUUGGAAUCGAGGAGGAGAGAUCGUAUCGUUCAACAUGGACCAUAUAUGGCCGGAAUAAUACGUCUAUUUUUGAACAGUUCGAUAUCUAAG